UGUAAAUUCUGCUGCACCAAGUCUUUUUUUUUUAGAAAAAAAAUUUAAAGGCCACUAGGAUUUUCAACCCCUAGUGGCUAUUUUAUUAAUAAUCAAGUAAAUAAAACACAAGCUAAGUACUGUACAGCAAAAACAAACGAAAAAAUAAGUCUUGAGCUAAGAAAGAAAUGAAAUGGCCAAAUGAGCAGAUCGGAGUGGCCCUUAGUUGCCCGUGUUGGUGCUUUUGCCGGAGCUUCCACAUCUGAUCCUCUAGUUGAUUCCGACAUAUUUGAGCAAGGAUCUGAGCAAUGGCCUCCAAGGUUGAACUUCAGGCAAAUGAGGCAGUAGAAAAACCAUCAGAAACAAAAAGAGUCGAAAAAUCCACCAACCAAGUAGGCGAAAGUUCUGUUGUCUUGCCGCGUGUUGUACGCAUUUACAUGGCGGACAGUGAUGCCACGGACUCGUCUAGUGACGAGGAUGAGAAGCUUCAUGGAGAGGAGUCCAAGCGACUUAAAAAGACGUGUAUAAAUGAAAUCAUCAUUGAAAAUGGAAAGACUAGGGUCUUUUCAAAGAAGAAGAAAGAUAUAAAGCUGCUGCAAGAAAAUGUGAAGAAGUACAGGGGAGCUAGACAAAGAAAAUGGGGCAGAUGGGCAGCAGAGAUUCGUGAUCCAAGAAAAAAAGCUCGGGUUUCGUUGGGAACUUUUGACACUGCUAUUGAAGCUGCUUUGGCUUAUGACAAUGCAACCAUUGAAAUAAGAGGGGCUAAUGCAGUAACAAACAUCCUCAAGCUACCACCGAAGGAAACCAACAAAAUCAAAAUCAAUUUCAGCGUGCCACCGCUAAGGGAGACAGAAGGUGGAUCUGUAGUUUAAUUAAACUUGAUGGGUUCAACCUUCCGUAGGUGGAUCCAUUGUAACUUUGAAAUUAUGAGUUCAAAAGUUAAUAUUUGUUGAACUUUUAGUCGUUUUCACAUAUACAUUUAUGUCCCAUGUGAAGAAUACUAGGUUCCUUUGAACCAAUUAAACAAAGGCUGCAUGUUAGCAUAUAUGUUUUAAUGUAUAUGAAAUUUGACAUGUUAUUGUAUAUGACAUAUGACAUGUAUCUGUCUUGACGCACUUGUAUGAAUCAA
Molecule: messenger RNA, 1108 nt
Organism: Lycium ferocissimum
Lineage: Eukaryota; Viridiplantae; Streptophyta; Magnoliopsida; Solanales; Solanaceae
Product: ethylene-responsive transcription factor ERF069-like
Exons: 2
Coding region: 288-851 (187 amino acids)
Biological process (GO): regulation of DNA-templated transcription
Molecular function (GO): DNA binding; DNA-binding transcription factor activity
Source: RefSeq, a predicted model, not a curated record